Messenger RNA from Haliaeetus leucocephalus (bald eagle), 3620 nucleotides. RefSeq names its product kelch repeat and BTB (POZ) domain containing 3 (gene KBTBD3). NCBI's taxonomy places the organism in Eukaryota, Metazoa, Chordata, Aves, Accipitriformes, Accipitridae. Gene Ontology annotation, molecular function: protein binding. The record is from RefSeq and is a predicted model, not a curated record. The coding region runs from base 1455 to 3299 and encodes 614 amino acids. The transcript is spliced from 4 exons.
CACCCAUGGUGUCGUCAGCGAGCACAGAGAGGAACCCGCUCGGGUGGAUGGGUGGGCUUUCGCAGGAUUGACGGCCGCGGGAACCAUUCCAAGUAGAAGAAGCGGAAGAAUGACACCGGAAGGAGCCAAUCUGCUGGCGCUGCUCCUGCGGAGGGUGGGCCAGACUGGUCGGCGAGCUGCUGGUGUUGGCUGCAGUUCCUCAGGCUUAGAAUGGAAAGAGUGAAUACGUGAGAUUGUCUGGCCAUGGGAAGGAGAAGAUGCCUGCUCCAAGGGUGCCAGUGCUGGCAGCAAGAUCAAUGGAUCUCUUCUAUUCCAGGAGACAUGGAGGUCUAUUUGUGGUUGGAGCUACCUGACUAGAUAAAGUAUAGAUCAGUCUGCUAUGAAAGUACCUUCUAUGAAGAAGACUGCCUGAUGGCUUAGUUUCUCUGAAUGUAUCACGUUGUCACGAUAAGCCUUUUUAUGAAAUUAAAAACCAAAACCAAUAUUUUUCUGGUUUCCGGGUUUGGCUUGGAAUUUUUAUCCCCUUCUUUGUCAAUUCAGGUGGGCCAUUAUCUGUUGCUAAUUUUAAUUGGAAUUGUGGAAGCAAAAUCCUGCAAUAGCAAAACACUGGAAUGUUUCCUUAAGCUUUAAAAUAGGCAAGCUUGACUCAAAUUUGCAGUAAGGGCACUUUAUGCAUCUGUAGCAGUAUAAAUAGCUCUUUAAAUAGGUGUAAAUAAAAUAUGUUCAAGUUUAAAGUUUCUUCAUGUUGGCAAAGUGGAGUAAAAUAUUGUAAAAAAUAGUGAAGACCAACAUACCAUACAAACAAUGCACUUCAGUAUAGGGAUUUUCACCAGAAGAACUUGGCUGCUGAAAGGGAGAUUGCACUGUCUUCAAUUUAAAUCAGUUCUGAAGCCAGUUAAUUUACGCCACUGUAAAUGAAGCUCACAGUGUGCAGCAUAUGCUGUAAGCAAACAUACAGCUUCCUAAGCAAGACUAGAGGUACAAGAUAAAAUCAGUAUCGACUAAACACUCAAAGUUGCACUGUCACCAAACCAUCUCUAAAUGACCCUAUUUGGUAAGCCCUAGCAAUCCUGUGAUUAGGCCAGGCUGUCGGUGUUUGUUUGUAUUCUGUUAUUUUACUCCAGAAUGCCUAAUGGGAAUCCACUUAGAAAGUAGUCUAGGAGCCUUUAUCUCCCUUCCACUGUAAGCUGUAGAAAGACCACUGGUCUGCUUUGAGUUUGCGGGUUUGUAGUAUACAGGUGAGCCUUUUGGAAUCUAAAAAUAUGUAACAAAGUUUUCCUUUUCCAUCUUCAUUUUACACAAAAUUUUAAGAGCUUGGGGUUUUUUUUAGGGUAAGCCUAGGACUAGUCUUUUCUCUUGAAUGACCAUUAAAAAUUUUAACACACUCCUUGGUGUGCUUCCUGUGGACUUUACUGAAAAAAUUCAUACAGUUUCAGGAAUAGAUUGAAGAAACCAUGGCCAAUCAACGGGAUUACAUUAGCAGACCUAUUUGCAAUGGAAUUUCUGUUCCUGAAAAUAAAAUCAAUUCCUUAGUGGCUGAAGGUCAUGGACAACAAAUUCUAAAAGUACUACAAAAGUUCAGAGAACAAAAUAUAUUUUUUGACUUUAAAAUUCUUGUGAAAGAUGAAAUAAUUCCUUGUCAUCGUUGUGUACUGGCAGCGUGCAGUGAUUUUUUCAGAGCCAUGUUUGAAGUUAAUAUGAAAGAACGAGAUGAUGGCAAUGUUACUAUUAGUAAUCUAUCACCCAAGGCAGUGAAAGCUUUUCUUGAUUAUGCUUACACAGGAAAAACAGAGAUAACAAAUGAUAAUGUGGAAAUGCUCUUCCAACUGUCGUCAUUUCUUCAAGUUUCACUCCUUUCCAAAGCUUGCAGUGACUUUUUAAUAAAAAGUAUUGAUCUUGUGAAUUGCUUACAGUUGCUUUCUCUAUCAGAAAGUUACGGUUCUGUCCGCUUAUUUGAUCAUGCACUCGAUUUUGUACAGCACCACUUUUCCUUGCUGCUCAGAUCAAGUGAUUUUCUGGAGAUGAAUUUUGAGAUACUACAAAAAUGUCUUGAGGCUGAUGAACUAGAUGUCCCUGAGGAAGAAUCAGUGUUGAAAGCUGUCCUUCAGUGGACCAAACACAACUUAGAAACACGACAGAAAUACCUGCCUAAUUUGAUUAGAAAAGUGAGACUACACCAGUUACCUGAAAAGACUUUGCAGGACUUUCUACAUUCUGAAGAACACUUACUUAAGAGUGCUAAUUGCUCAAUAAUAAUCAAUGAUGCAGUUAAAAGUGUGCAAAACUUUAGUGGACUGUUUCCAGAUGCACGUCCUUCAACAACAGAAAAAUAUAUAUUUGUUCAUAAAACUGAUGAAGAUGGAGAAAACAGACAUACAUUCUGCUACAACAUCAAAACAGAUAAAUGGAAAGAACUACCACAUACGCACAUGAUUGAUCUUCCAGGGUCAAGUUUAUCUAGCUAUGGAGAAAAAAUAUUUAUAACUGGAGGAUGCAAAGGGAAUUGUUAUAGGACUGUCAGGCUUCACAUUGCUGAACCAUUCCAUGAUGCCACUGACCAAACCUGGUGCUACUGUCCAGUCAGCAAUGAAUUCUCCAUAGUGUCAGCUAUGAAAAAACCAAGGACAAUGCACACAUCUGUUGUAACCUUAAAUCAGCUGUUUGUAAUAGGUGGAAAGACCAGAGGAGCUCAAGAGACCCGAAGUCUUUUGGAUGUAGAAUCCUAUAAUCCUCUUUCCAAAGAUUGGAAAUCUGUAAGCCAAUUACCAAGAGGUAUCUACUAUCCAGAAGCAAGCGCAUGUCAGAAUAUAAUUUACGUCCUUGGCUCAGAAGUUGAGAUUACUGAUGCCUUUAAUCCAUCUCUUGACUGUUUCUUUAAGUAUAAUGCUAUGACUGAUCAGUGGUCUGAGCUUGUAGCAGAAUUUGGGCAGUUUUUCCAUGCAACUCUCAUCAAAGCCGUUCCAGUGAACUGUACAUUGUACAUAUGUGAUCUCUCCACCUACAAGGUCUACAGUUUUUGCCCAGAAACCUGUGUUUGGAAAGGGGAAGGAUCUUUUGAAUGUGCUGGCUUUAAUGCAGGGGCAGUUGGGACAGAAGACAAAAUUUAUAUAUUAGGUGGUGAUUAUGCUCCAGAAGAAAUCACAGAUGAAGUUCAAGUCUACCAUAGCAGUAGGUCUGAGUGGGAAGAAGUUUCACCAAUGCCAAGAGCCUUAACUGAGUUUUACUGUCAGGUCAUUCAGUUUAAUAAAUAUAGGGAUCCCUGGUCAUCUGUACUGACAAUUUGCUCUGGAGAAUUUUGAAACUCCCAAGUCAAAAGAAUCUAUUUAAAUGCACAAGUUUUAGAACAGCUUUUUAGGUAUUAAUUUACAGAUGGAAAAAUAUGUACUGUUUUGUUUAAAUCUUCAGUUUAAAUUGUAUGCUGUAGAAUUGCUUUUGGAAGACUCCAUUAAAUUCUCAUUCAUGCUACUCAUUAUCUAGAAAGUAUUACUUCAUUUUAUAUGCAAGUGUUCUCUGUAAUUAUCUGAAUAAUUUUCAAAAUAUUACUUUUCAAAAAAGCAUAAUCAUGAGGAAUUCAUUGUGUAAUAUGUGCCAUUAUUUCUGUAAUAUUCACAGUUGUCCCA